Molecule: messenger RNA, 1842 nt
Organism: Condylura cristata (star-nosed mole)
Lineage: Eukaryota; Metazoa; Chordata; Mammalia; Eulipotyphla; Talpidae
Product: A-kinase anchor protein 17B-like
Exons: 6
Coding region: 1-1842 (613 amino acids)
Molecular function (GO): RNA binding
Source: RefSeq, a predicted model, not a curated record
AUGAUGGUCACGGUGGUUUAUGAUAACUCUGAGGCGACAGAGCUCUGUGCAGCUCGACACCUCUACCUCAAGCCCAUAGCCAAACUGAUGAUCAACGUACUGCUCCCAGAGACUACAGAACCUGUGCGACCCUUCUCUAACUGGGAGGUUCUGGACCAACUGAAAAGCCUGAUUUGUCCUGAUCAGUUUACCACAGUCCGCCUCUCCAAAAGUACAAAAGACUUCAUCCGAUUUGAGGGUGAGGCUGAGACUCGAAGUUUGGUUCAGAUCCUGAAGGCCAAGUUACAUGGGAAGAUCAUCAAGAUAAAUGGUUUGAAAACAGACUUAAAAGUUGUAGCUACAGAUGCCCAGGGAGAGUGGGAACCUUUCCCCAAGGAAAAGGAGGCCUCCUCAAGUGAUGGAGGAGACGAGCAGGACCUCGAUAAGAGCCCAGAUUCUAUCUAUUUUGAAGGCCUGCCUUGCAAGUGGUUUGCACCCAAAGGUUCCAGUGGGGAGAAGCCAUGUGAAGAGAUCCUUCGAGUGGUCUUUGAAAGUUUUGGGAAGAUCAAGAAUGUAGAUAUCCCCAUGCUCGACCCCUACAGAGAAGUGAUGACUGGUGGGAGCUUUGGGGGUUUCAGCUUUGGCUUGCAGACCUUCGAGGCCUUUAUACAGUACCAAGAGUCAACUGACUUUGUCAAAGCCAUGGAGUCCCUUCGAGGGAUGAAGCUUAUGCUUAAGGGUGACGAUGGGAAAGCUCUGGCAUGUAACAUGAAGGUUAUGCUUGAUACAACUAAACACUUCAGUGAAAGAGCUAUCAAGAGGAGGAAUCAAGAAAGACUAAAAUUACAAGAACUUGAGGAAGAAAGGAAGAAAGAAAAGAAGAGAGAAGAGGAAGAGACUGAGAGGAAAAGAAAAGAGGAGGAGAGGAAAGCCCAGGAAAAAAGGAAGAAGGCCAGAGUCAGGAGGCGAGCCCUGAAGGAAAGGGACAGACACCGGCAAAGGAGACAGACGGAUAAAGCCAAGGCUGAGACAGCUCAGGAGCCCAACUCCGCAGUGGAAUGGGAGGAGAGGAAGUACCUGCUGACUCAAAGGCGUGUGGAGGCUCUUCGGUUGCUUCGGGUACUCCUGAGGAAAAUUGAAGUUAGGCUCUUCACCAAUCAUUCUUCUAUUUUGGGAUCCUCACAAACUAGCCCACGGGACACUGCAGCUAAAAGUGUUCUGGGGAACAUGCUGCAAAUGCCAAAGAAAGACUUAAACAUUAUGCAUCUUCAAAAUUAUGAAGAAAUGUCAGACGACAAACAAAUACAAAACCUGAAGGAGCUAACUCAGGCUUACUUACAUACAUAUUCUCAUUCCCUUGAGGAAAACAGAAUAAAUUCUUCAGCUAGAGAUAAGAGAAUUGGAAAAUUAUUAAGUGAUGAAUCUGAGGACGAUGUGUUCCCUGACAAGUGUUCCUUGAAGAUUACAAUAAUCGGAGGCCAGCUUCCUGAGAAAGGAGACGACGAUAGUUCUGGUCAACCCUAUUCUUCCAUAUUAUCUGAGCAAGACCAUGGCAGGAAAAAGAAGAUAUAUGAAACAGAGGAAUUUACUGACUAUCUAUUAAACUACUAUCAAUCUCCAACUUAUACCCGUAUGUGCCUACAACCAAGGCACAAGAAUUAUCUGUUGGAAAAGACCCCUGCCUCUCAGGUCGGAGUUACCGAAUCCACAAUGGAAAACCAAGUUUCUGCACCCAACAAGUCAGCAGACCUAGAUUUGGAGUUGACAGAUUUCUUCGAGGAAAUUAGUAGUGAUUCUGCAUGCUUCAAUGAAGCCCUGACCAUAAACAAAGAGGAGAAAUCAGAUCUCAGGGGCAGUCAAUGA